GAAGUAGAAUCAUUGUUUACGUUUUCUGCUGACGUCACUUACCCCGUAUGGCGCGCUGGAUUGCAAUGCAGCUCUUUGGUGUCUAGUGAGUUGCACUGCAGAAGUUUUGAGUCUUUUUAAAGAGCUAACAUUAAUCAUGUCUGUAAAUGAGAGACUGUACAACUGUGAGGAUCCUGCUGUUUGGAGAGGGAUUUAUGGAAAAUACUGGACUGUGGUUGAAGCCAAAUCAGCUUCUAAGAAGGGGAAGGGGGCUGGAAAAUUGUUGGCACUGGACAAAUGGUUUCAGGAAGAGCUUCCUGCAGCGAUCUCGGAUCGCUCCGAGCGUUCCCUCACACAUGCUGAGCUUGCUAAAAUCAUGGAGUGGAAAUUAACCAAAGGAAAGUUCCGCCCACGUUUGCAGCAGCUGAUUGGCUCUAACAGCGAGGAGGAGGUUCAUAGUUUGACCAGCGAAGCAUUCGGUUUGCUGCCCGACGUCCGUGCAGCAAUUACAAAGUUAACCAAACUCAAAGGUGUCGGGCCAGCGACAGCAUCAGCCGUGCUGGUGGCCGGAGCUCCUGGUGAAAUCGCCUUCAUGUCCGAUGAAGCGGUGGAGAGCAUCGCUGAGCUAAGGCCGGUCGAGUACACAGCCAAACAUUACGCUCUUUAUCUUCAGAAAAUGCUGCAAAAAACAUCACAGCUUAACCAAGCUGACGACCAGAAGGACUGGACUCCUCAUAGGGUGGAGCUGUGCUUAUGGGCGUGGACGGUAGCCAAUCAGAUUCAGCCCUCAUUAUUACAGGAAUUCAGCCUAAUAAAUGUUGCAGACAAGGAGACCAAUGAGAAACCAGGGAAGAGAAAGAGAAGUGAUGAAAAGCCAUCGAAGAGAAUAAAGACAGAUCAUUCUUAAAGUCAGAUUACAGCGACAUUUCUCUUCAUGCGUUUAUGUGCUGUAUCAUGAAGAUUGUGUUUCUUUGUGACAGUAUAACAGUUCCUUAAAAUGUUUACUGUUAGUUUGUUCCUGGAUCUUAUUGUAUUCUUUUCUAAAUUGUUGAUAUAAUUGUCGUUUAAAUGUUUUCAAUAAAGCAAUGAAAGUGA
Paramisgurnus dabryanus is the source of this 1074-nucleotide messenger RNA. RefSeq lists its product as uncharacterized. The record is from RefSeq and is a predicted model, not a curated record. Lineage: Eukaryota; Metazoa; Chordata; Actinopteri; Cypriniformes; Cobitidae.